Molecule: messenger RNA, 1053 nt
Organism: Colletotrichum destructivum
Lineage: Eukaryota; Fungi; Ascomycota; Sordariomycetes; Glomerellales; Glomerellaceae
Exons: 1
Coding region: 736-1053 (105 amino acids)
Source: RefSeq, a predicted model, not a curated record
GCCAAACUCAAAAUCCUCCGCGUCUGAUACACUCGUCUUCUCCUCACCGUUCUACAUAGUAGUAACAGACCGACCGACGAGCCUCUAUGUUCCAUGCCGUCAUUCGACUUGAGCGCUUCUUUGUUGACUACAGCUUUCUUGUGCGCUCUGCUCCCCGAACACCCCGAAAAGCGGACCGGCUUCUAUUCGCCCGCCGCUGCUGCUCCAGCAAGUGCAACAACCACCCCUGGUCUCGGUCGCCGCCCAGCGGCCCUCGACCGCCAACGUAUUCAGAGGAAGAAUUAGACAAGAAAGAAAAAAAAGGAAAAGGCAGCGCAAAAACGGUACUAAAAACGCCGCCCCCGAAGGAAUUCGAUCAGUCCUAGCGCCGACUAGCUGAGACUUCCCAUCUCUGGUCCCCCCCCCCAAGCUCGGCAGAGCCAAGUAAGUGCCUUUUCUCAAAUAUCAACUUCAACCAUCUCUGCUCUGCUCUCCACUCGCUUGCCUCCCCGUGGCCCCGGGCAGCCUCGCGUGCCGCCCAUGGCAAACAGUAGCACACUUUGACAAAAAUGCCUGUGGCCCUCCGACCACUAUCCAACAUUCGAAAUUACUCUGCAGGGACCAUGCUUAAGAUACUGUACGUCGUUUACCCAAGGCUCGUCUGGCGCCGGGCGGGGAGCCUACCAGUGCUAGCGGGUGCACAGAUGGCCGCCUCGGUCUCUGUGUGUUUUGUGUGGACCCGUUGGAUAUCAAACCAUGAAACCCGACAGCGGCAUCGACUACCUAUCCCGUCAACAUGCCAACAUAGGCAAGUCCUCAGCCUUUGUGUCCCCUUGCACGAUGGCACAGCGUCAAGCCACACUCGCUUCGCUUCUGACACCUGCAGCAAUUCAUUUCUGCUUCCGAGCCGAUCAACAAGAGGCUCUCCGUCUAUUCUCUCUCUCUUCCGUCCUUGUCCGGCGAGUCGCCAAGUUUGCGCUGUUCUGCGCCCCCCUGCCGCCGCCAUCGCCACCCCUCGUGUCACUGUCGUCAGUCGUCACCCAUUCAGCCCAUGGGCAUCUGCAUAUUCAUUGA